This is a messenger RNA of Ascoidea rubescens DSM 1968, 730 nucleotides long. It is a transcript of the gene PEP12, whose product is annotated as SNAP receptor PEP12. Lineage: Eukaryota; Fungi; Ascomycota; Saccharomycetes; Ascoideales; Ascoideaceae. Gene Ontology annotation, cellular component: endomembrane system; membrane; SNARE complex. The transcript has a single exon. Gene Ontology annotation, molecular function: SNAP receptor activity; SNARE binding. The record is from RefSeq and is a predicted model, not a curated record. Gene Ontology annotation, biological process: vesicle fusion; Golgi to vacuole transport; intracellular protein transport. Bases 140 to 571 code for a protein of 143 amino acids.
UAGCGAAAAUGAAUUCUAUUUGAACAAAUCACAGCUAUUCAAGAGGGAAAAAAUAUUGAAUGAGAUUAAAAACUCGCUAGAGCUGUUCCAAAAAAACCAAAAAAAUUUCUCAAGCCUAUCAAAGAUACUAAAUAAACAGAUGAAGUCCACUCUAGAGGAAACUCCAUCAUCACAAAUCAGUGUUCUUGAGGGCGAAAACAACAACGACCAUAAUAACCUUGACCAGAAUGAUCAGAUAAUAGUCGAGGUGGAUCCCAUCAACAGACAUGAGUUCAUUCAUCAGCAAAACUUGAUCAUUGAGAGAGAAAACGAAAUCCAAACCAUCGAAAGUGGAAUCACUGAGCUAAAUGAGAUAUUCAAUGAUUUAAGCAACAUAAUUCAAGAACAAGGCAUUGUUCUCGACAAUAUUGAAGCAAAUCUUUACACAUACAGUGACAAUGUUCAAGAUGCCCACAGAGAAUUGAGAAAAGCCAGCUAUUACCAAAAGAGAUCUAGAGGCAAACAGUUUUGUUUCUUGGUGGUGUUGAUGGUUAUCUUGUUUUUGAUUCUCGUAGCAAUGGUUCUUGGUUAACUGCUUGUCUUGUUUUAUAUAUUGUUAUUUUUUUAUCUUCAUCAUAUCCAUCUGUGUAUGAAAUGUCUUUUCUAAUAGUGUUUUAUUUUGCUUCUCAUUUCCUCUGUUUUAUACACAUUUUUUAUAUAGAAUAAUGCAAGAACAAUUUUGAUCUCUUCU